AUGGAGGCGCAAGUUAAAGGCGUGACGCUGUAUAAGAAACCGUUCGAAUUUGAUCCCACAUUGCCUCAUUCGACGUCGCUGGGUGUCCAGCAAAUCCCGGACGCUACACCCAUAGACCCAUUUGAGGUAACGACACCCGUCACAGAAACCAAAACGUCGCACACUGCAGAGGACUCCAAGGACACUAAAGUGGCCUAUCGCGAACAAGGAAGCCACCUAGAUCACGACAAGGAGCACAACUACACUCUUUCGUCGGCGACGGUAAAUCCAAGCAUGGGCUCCAGAUCAAGCUUGCAUGGUUUCAAGGCACCCUCACCGGCCCGAAAAUCAGUUUCGGGGAAGUCUGUAACGCCCAGCAACGCGAGUGUGGCCAGGCCCAUUAUGCCAGCUCAUACAUCGUCUUCGUCUUCGGCCUCCUCUCUACUGUCAGUCUCUCCAUCCUCGUCGCUCCGAGCCAAGCCCAGACGGCUUUCUUCGGAGGAAAUCAUCAACGAGAUGGAGAAGGAACAGGAUGCCAUCGUGGUGCGGCUGUUACGCGAGAUUGAUCAGCUCAAAGACGAAAAUAAUCGGUUGCGCAAGAACCUUACUGCUGUGCUCAACGGAGACCCCCAAACUCCGGCCCCUGUAACCACCGGUUCUGUGCUUCCAUCGCAAGUCUCUCGCAGGCCCUCCCUCAAUAGCAACGUUAGUGACGGCAGCUUCCAUGGAGGUGUCCUCGGCAGUGCCCAUAAUGCCCCGAACAUCAACGUCACAAGCAAUGCCAGCAGCAACUCGACCAGUGUGUUGGCCCUUACUCCCAACUGUACAAGUCCAGUGCCUUCGAGAAGACCGUCUUCUUCGGCGGUACCGAUCGACACCCUGACUCCCACACUGUUGCUGCAAAGAAAGCGCAAUUCGGUCCCUUCGCCCGUCCCAUUCACUCCCAAAAUGAACGACGAAUUUCCACACUUGUAUAGCCCACUGCCUGCCCCAAGUUUGGCAAACGCGGAUUUUAAGCCGGAUGCUCCAGAAGCGGGUGGGUAUCGAAGGCGACGUUUGUCGAUGAAAUCAUCUGGUAGUGCAAACAAGAUUCCGCGAUCUACAAAGUAA
Messenger RNA from Lachancea dasiensis, 1089 nucleotides. The record is from the annotation of a GenBank genome assembly. Lineage: Eukaryota; Fungi; Ascomycota; Saccharomycetes; Saccharomycetales; Saccharomycetaceae.